AUUUCAUCCCCACAAAGCAGCACAUACCGACGAGUCUGCACCGUCCAUUUAUCCUAAAACCCCACGUUUUCAUCCAUAAAAUACGUAAUUACUAUAUAUAAACAAAUACCCUGUUGAGGUAUAAUUAAAAACCCCUAUUCAUUUUCAUUUCCUAAGCUGCCCUGGCCUUGCCCAUCUCUCCUCUCCCACCCACCAACCUCGUUGGAUCUCGCUUCUGUCUUCCCCCACUUUUCCUACAAAGUCAAUGGCAUCUACCAGCUCUCUGCAAGCAAUCUCUUCUGUCAGGUUGGUUGAUCGCAGCUCACUUUCCCAACCUCAUAGACUUUUAGGUUCCAGCCUCUCGUAUUCACAGCCUUUUCCCUCCCAUGACCUCAAGAUCUCAUCAACCCAUAGUAGUUCCUUCACCUCGAGAAGCUCCAGGCCUUUCUCUACCACAGCCUUCUUCUUCUUCAACAAGCCAAAGGACUGCACACCAGACACUUCCAAGCCCACAAAAGUACAAGAACUAUGCGUUUAUGAAAUCAACGAGCGAGACAGGAACAGCCCUGCAGUUCUAAAACUAAGCCAAAAACCUGUCAACUCUCUUGGUGACCUGGUUCCUUUCACCAACAAGCUCUACACCGGAGACCUGCAAAAAAGGUUAGGCAUCACAGCUGGACUGUGCGUGCUAAUUCAGCACGUUCCGGAGAAACAGGGUGACCGAUUCGAGGCCAUUUACAGCUUCUACUUUGGUGAAUAUGGCCAUAUAUCUGUCCAGGGACCAUAUCUAACGUACGAGGAUUCUUACUUGGCUGUGACCGGAGGUUCCGGGAUCUUCCAGGGAGUGUACGGACAGGUCAAGUUGCAGCAGAUAGUCUUUCCAAUCAAGCUGUUUUAUACUUUCUACUUGAAAGGGAUACCUGAUUUGCCAGCUGAGAUUCUAGGAAAGCCGGUGGCACCAUCGCCUGCCGUCGAGCCCUCUGCGGCUGCUAAAGCCACUGAGCCUCAUGGAACUAUCCCAAACUUUACCAACUGACCCCAUCGCAAUUCCUACCUUGAGUUGUUGAGCUAGUUCUUUUUUCCUAUUAUCUGCGGGUAGAUGAUCUUUUUCUUUCUAUAUAUGGAGUAAUUUCCUUUCUUCUUUUACAAUUGUAAGAGAUUACCUGUCUGUCUAAUCUUCCAGAGCAUUUUCAGUCACAUGCAUGCAUCUAUGAAAUUCCAGAA
Molecule: messenger RNA, 1203 nt
Organism: Theobroma cacao (cacao)
Lineage: Eukaryota; Viridiplantae; Streptophyta; Magnoliopsida; Malvales; Malvaceae
Gene: AOC4
Product: allene oxide cyclase 4
Biological process (GO): jasmonic acid biosynthetic process
Molecular function (GO): allene-oxide cyclase activity
Source: RefSeq, a predicted model, not a curated record